CGUCACCCCGGCAUUCGCUAUAUAAGGUGGCGCUGCCAUUUCUUGUGUACGUGUUAAGCACAGAUCUUUGACUUCGUGCGUGUAUUUCUCAAGGAAGCAGUCGCAGUCCCUCAGUGGAACCUUAAUCUUAUCGUAUGUCCGCUAUCCAGAACCUCCAAUCUUUCGACCCCUUUGCAGAUGCAAGUAAGGGUGAUGAUUGGCUCCCAGCGGGGACAGAAGACUCUAUCCAUAUAAGGAUUCAACAAAGAAACGGCAGGAAGACCCUUACCACAGUUCAAGGCAUAGCUGAUGACUACGAUAAAAAGAAAUUAGUCAAAGCUUUCAAGAAGAAAUUUGCUUGCAAUGGUACAGUGGUUGAACAUCCAGAAUACGGAGAGGUGAUCCAGCUUCAAGGGGAUCAACGCAAGAAUGCUUGUCAGUUUCUUGUUGAGGUUGGACUUGCUAAAGAUGACCAACUGAAGGUCCAUGGGUUUUAACAUUAAAGUCGUCAACGAUCCUUCAAGACUUCCUGCAACAACUAAACUAUUUCCAUCUUCCUUGUCACAAGUUUAAGGCUUGUAUCACCAUUCUACAGAUUCUUUAUUUUAUUACAAAGAGUAGAAAACCUGUUACAUCUUUUGGUGGCAAACUGUUUUUAAAUGUCUUUCAUAACACUGCCACCUUACUUGUCAAAAGCUAAUGGUGCUUUCAGUCUUAACACUUAUACACAUAAUGGGAAGGUGACAUGACCAAAGCUGCUCAAUAUCUGGAAACGUGUCACUUAACAGGUUGUGAUUGUGUUGAACAUGUUGUAAUCAAGUACCUGGCACAAGGUUUUACAUAGCAAAGGAGCUAUUGGAAUGCUGUAUAGCAUCUUAUUUGGUGCUGUCACAAGAUGACAUAGAUGAGAGAGGUGCUACGUUAAACUUAUGACAAGCAAACCAGCAGGACUCUAAAGUAGCUUAAUGCAGUAACUACUUUGUCUGUUGUAUAAAAGCAAAUUCUUUGGUUUAUAUUUAAUUUUUAUUUGUUUUUACCACUUAAAUAAAAUGCAAUAAAACAAA
Molecule: messenger RNA, 1043 nt
Organism: Bombina bombina (fire-bellied toad)
Lineage: Eukaryota; Metazoa; Chordata; Amphibia; Anura; Bombinatoridae
Gene: EIF1
Product: eukaryotic translation initiation factor 1
Exons: 4
Coding region: 135-476 (113 amino acids)
Biological process (GO): translational initiation
Cellular component (GO): eukaryotic 43S preinitiation complex
Molecular function (GO): translation initiation factor activity; RNA binding; ribosomal small subunit binding
Source: RefSeq, a predicted model, not a curated record